Molecule: messenger RNA, 1863 nt
Organism: Fusarium sp. VM40
Lineage: Eukaryota; Fungi; Ascomycota; Sordariomycetes; Hypocreales; Nectriaceae
Source: the annotation of a GenBank genome assembly
AUGGGGCCUUACGGCGUUGGCGGGAUACAUCCAGUGCCCAUGAUAGAGACGAAUAACACACUGUCGAACCCAACUGGCCCUGAGUGGCAGUUCUUGGUCGGAGAAGGAACAUAUACACUCAAAGAAGAUCUACAUUUGGCGACACCUCCGCCCCAUCCUUCCGAAGCCACCAUUCCCAACCCGAACCCUCUGUCGACUCUUCCGCAACCUGCCAGCGCUGGCACUUCGGUUUCUCUCAUCGCCCUUGAUAGCCGACCGGCCCCAAACUUUCUUUACAAAGGACUCUCUUCAACUACUAUUGCUUUGAGCGGCGCCCCGUCGAGUAUACAGGAGCAUCCUAACGAGAGUCGCUACUCAGCGGAGGGGGGCAUGGCCAGCGAAGAUGGUCGGACUGGCUCGACAAGCGAUGUUCAGGCUGCUUCCAUUACUAUAGGCUCUGCGCCUGCCUUUGGUGAGGGCAAUGCUUUGCUUACUCAGGUACCGAACAAGGACGUGAACAAGAAGAGGAAGCCCAAGAACAACAUGACUAAAAGCAACUCCUCAUUUAUCUCCCGCGUCAUUGUCAACGAAAGCCUCUCCAAGAAGCUUACAGAGCGAUCCAAUGAUGGCAUUUUUGCGUUUGCGAAUAUUAACCGCGCAUUUCAGUGGCUUGAUAUGUCAUCGUCCUCCAAGCAAGAUUAUUUGACCAAGAUUCUUUUCACAAAAGCGCACUGCUUAUGCCAUGAUGUGAAUGUCCACACAAAGAGCGUCUCGCAUCUGGAUGUUAUCAUGGGCUUCUCAACUGGCGAAGUUAUUUGGUGGGAGCCAAUCUCACAACGUUAUACUCGACUGAACAAGAAUGGAGCUAUUAACGGGACACCUGUAGCAUCAAUUCGAUGGAUCCCAGGAUCUGAGAACCUAUUUCUGGCUGCCCAUAUGGACGGGUCGCUUGUGGUUUAUGACAAAGAGAAAGAAGAUGCCCAAUUCAACCCCGAAGAGGAAGCAGUCAAUGGACAUGCGAACGGGGCCAGCGGUGAAUCGUUAGAUGCGAACAAUGGUGGAACUCAUCACAACACUAUUCGCAUCAACAAAUCUGUGCAUUCCAAAAACCAAAAGGUAAACCCCGUCGCCGCUUGGAAACUGUCGAACCAUCGAAUCAAUGCAUUCUCUUUUUCGCCCGAUAAUCGACAUUUGGCUGUAGUCUCUGAGGAUGGCACGCUGAGGAUUAUCGACUAUUUGAAGGAAGAGCUGCUUGACGUGUUCUACUCCUAUUAUGGCGGUCUCACCUGCGUUUGCUGGUCCCCGGAUGGUCAAUAUGUGUUGACUGGCGGACAAGACGACUUGAUAUCGAUAUGGUCACUCUCCGAGUCGGCGCUGGUAGCCAGAUGCCAAGGCCAUCAGUCAUGGGUAUCGGCCGUUGCUUUUGACCCUUGGAGAUGCGACGAACGGAAUUAUCGAUUCGGCAGUGUUGGUGAGGAUGGACGUCUUUGCCUGUGGGACUUUAGCACUGGCAUGCUUCACCGACCCAAAGCGCAAUCCGUAAGACACCGCGGAUCAGUCUCAUCACGUUAUACGGCCUUGCAGCGGGCUGAGACAGCCACAACAUCAAACUCGCGCUUACGAUCGAAUUCGAACCUUGAAAUCGAAGACGAAGAUAUGGCUAUUGCUCAUCCUGUCGAACCUCGAGCCAGAAUUCCAAUGCUACCCCCUGUACUCGAUAAACAGAACAAGUCAAUUGAUACGCACCCAGUGUGCUGGCUGGAGUUUACGGAAGACGCUAUCAUCACAAGCUGCAAGUCAGGACACUUGAGGACGUGGCUGCGACCCGGAUCGGAGCUUGCGGCACAGACCAAGGGAGCAGAAGCCCCGGGAACGUCCUCAUAA